AACCCAAGACAGUUCUAUGCCGGAUAUAUUUGACUGUAACACAAGGAAAGAAGACCCGAGAUCCGCUGUUUUUAUUAUUCUGAACGUGCAAUUCCCGAGAAAAGUUCCAUUUAAACGCAAACGGCAAAAUGUCUUCAGACUUCGAAGCCUACGAGCAGGACUUUGGAACCGUUACGGCGGAGAUCACCAACAAGAUCGGCAGAAUUCCCAAACUGGGUGGAGAGGAGAAGACGCAGCUGGUUCUAAAUGUCGACAAACAGCUCGAAGAAGUCAGAGAGUUGUUGGAGCAGAUGGACCUGGAGGUGCGCGAGAUCCCCGUCCAGAGUCGGGCCAUGUACAACAGCCGCCUGAAGAGCUACAAGCAGGAGGUGGACAAGCUGGAGAAGGACUUUAAAAGGUCACGUAUCGCCUACAGUGACGAGGUGCGCAACGAGCUCCUGGGGGAUGACGCCAGCUCCUCGGAGAGCCAGUUGAUAAAGUUACGCGAAGAGAGAGCGCAUCUGUUGGACAACACAGAGAGGCUGGAAAGGUCAUCGCGGAGGCUGGAGGCCGGCUACCAGAUAGCGGUGGAAACUGAACAAGUGGGCCAAGAGAUUCUCUCCAACCUUCACACUGACCGCGAGAAGAUCCAGAGGGCCAGAGAGCGGCUGCGAGAAACGGACGCCAACCUGGGCAAGAGCUCUCGCAUCCUCACCGGCAUGCUGAGAAGGUAAGCGGCAGGAUCAUCCAAAACCGCGUGCUGGUCUUCGUCCUGGGAGCCUUCAUCGUCCUCACCAUCAUCCUGGCCAUCUAUUUCAAUCUGCGGGGCCGCUGAACCCCCGAAACGGGCGUCUUGUCACGUGAUUAAUAGCGACAAAAAAGCGUAAUUAGGACAAAUGGUCAUCAUGAAUCAAGCCUUUCCAAUAGCUGACAAGGACCCCCCCCCCCCCCCCCGCAACCCCUUCUUUUUUUUUUUUUUUUUGCUUUUUGUCGUCUCCCCCCCCCCCCCUGUCAUGCUCCAGGGACGUAAAGAGAAGUCGUCGUGCUCUUCUUUUUUCGGAGCCUUCUGCAAACGGGAGGAAGGGGAACAAAGCGGGUUCUGCGGGGUAUUCCGAUCGCCGGAAGGGUCAGCGGGGGAUAAAUGAGGGGCAAAUCUUAUUAUUAUUAUUGAAUGAAAAUCACGUUUCCUUUCAAUUGACGGUUCGUCCACCCGACGCGGAUCUUCUGUAACUCCGCUUUUCGUGCGUAGCUUGGAAGUGAUUCUGCUAUUUAUUUGUAAAGUCCUUUCUGUCGUGCUCAAAGUGUAUUUUCUAUGGAGUACUAAAUGCAUUGACAACA
Syngnathoides biaculeatus (alligator pipefish) is the source of this 1317-nucleotide messenger RNA. It is a transcript of the gene vti1a, whose product is annotated as vesicle transport through interaction with t-SNAREs 1A. Gene Ontology annotation, biological process: Golgi to vacuole transport; retrograde transport, endosome to Golgi; intra-Golgi vesicle-mediated transport. Bases 129 to 713 code for a protein of 194 amino acids. NCBI's taxonomy places the organism in Eukaryota, Metazoa, Chordata, Actinopteri, Syngnathiformes, Syngnathidae. Gene Ontology annotation, cellular component: SNARE complex; late endosome membrane; ER to Golgi transport vesicle membrane. The transcript has 9 exons. The record is from RefSeq and is a predicted model, not a curated record. Gene Ontology annotation, molecular function: SNARE binding; SNAP receptor activity.